CUACACGCCCCAGCGUCCCUCGCGAGGCUACGUCAGUGAGGAGGAGGAGACGGGCGAGGAAGGAGCCACCGCCGCCAUUGUCUUUGUCAUCGCUCAAGAGAAGCCGCUCAGGAGAAGCCGCCGAAGUCUCUGCCGCCGCUAGAAGGAGGAGAAGAAGAUGGCCGAUCCCAAGUACGCCAACCUGCCGGGCAUUGCCUUCAACGAGCCCGACGUCUACGAGACCACGGAUCUUCCAGAGGACGACCAGGCGCAGUUUGAAGCGGAGGAGCUGAACAGCGACAGCGUGGAACGUAUCGUGGUCAACCCCAACGCCUCCUACGACAAGUUCAAGGACAAGAGGAUCAGCACCAGGGAUAUCGAUUUCUCAGACCGCAUUAGCAAGGCCAGGAAGACUGGCUACGAGUCUGGAGACUAUGAAAUGUUAGCGGAGGGGGAGGGGUCUCAGGAGAGCCCCCAACAGAAGUAUCAGCGACUCCUACAUGAGAUCAAAGAGUUGUCUGAGGAGGUGGAGCAAAUCAAGGCUGCUGCGAGGGACUGUGCAGACGAGGAGAAGCUGCUGCCGGUGGUGCUGGCCGGUCAAGUGGCCACUCUACGCCAGCACUUGGCCUCCCUGCAGCUGGAGAAGGUGCUGGGGCCCGACGCCACCGUCGACCUGACCGAUCCUCACGGGGCCCUCACCAACAAGCCCGAUUCAUCAGGCUGCCAAGCUCCGCAGUUGGCUGAAAUGGAGAAGAGAAUGGCGGAACUGGAGGUUGCCGUGGGCAACGGCUCCGACAGACAGAACCCUCUGACGAUGGCACUCCAAGACUCGAGCCUUGUGGGCACGGUUGAGGUACUCCAGGCCAAGCUGAGUGCGUUAGACCCGGCCACACUGGACCUGGUGGAAGCGAGACUGCAGAGCGUUCUAGGCAAGUUGAACGAGAUCGCUAAGCACAAGAAGGCAAACGAGGACGCAGAGACUCAGAGCAAGGUCUCUCAGCUUUACGAGCUGGUGCAGAGAUGGGACGGGACGGCACGGACUCUACCCAGGGUCGUCGACCGACUGGUGGCCGUCAAAGAUCUACACCAGCAAGCCAUGCAGUUUGCCCAACUCCUCACUCACCUCGACUCCACACAGCAAAUGAUCACCACCACUAUGAAGGACAACGCCAUGCUCCUCACACAGGUUCGGCAGACCAUGAAGGAGAACAUGUCACUGGUCCAGGACAACUUCAUCAGCCUGGACUCCAGGGUGAAGAAAUUGAUAGCGUAGAAGGUUCACUGGCUCUGCUGACUACGCUUGGAUCCCCAGAGGGGAGGAGAGGGCAGGGGAGGGGAGGGGAGGGGUGGAAACUUAUUUAAGUGCCGGAAAAUUAUUUAAGCAACUGAAGACGGGUCACCUUGACCCACAACCUCCUUGAAGCAGCAGGGAGGGAGGGACGGACGGAGAGCUUCUAAACCCCCCCUCCCACUCCCUCCCUUCUGUGAACUGACCGUGUGUGUCCCACCCCCCCUCGCUCGCUCGCUCUCCCCCUUGUCAAUAAAAGGCUGCGGCCUCUGUCUUUGCUUCCACUUACGCCUCCUCUCUGACCCCGAUAUAGUGCGGAGGGAGCUUUAGUGUCUAUGUGUCUGUGUGUGAGAGAGAGAGUGUGUGUGUGUGUGUGUCUACGCCAAUUAGGACUGAGAUGAGGAAAAACUUCUUCACCCAGAGAGUUGUGAGUUUGUGGGAUUCUCUGCCUCAGAGGGCGGUGGAGGCCGGUUCUCUGGAUGCUUUCAAGAGAGAGUUAGAUAGAGCUCUUAAAGAUAGCGGAGUCAGGGGAUUAUGGGGAGAAGGCAGGAACUGGGUACUGAUUGUGGAUGAUCAGCCAUGAUCACAUUGGGUGGACUAAAAUGCUGGAUAAACUCAGCGGGUGAGGCAGCAUCUAUGGAGCGAAGAAAAAAGGCAAUGUUUCGGGCCGAGACCCUUCUUCAGACAGAACAGAUACAGGAUAAGAGGAAUAAUGUUUAGUGCAAGGUAAAGUCUGCUUAAAGAUCGUACGAGGGUUUCCAAUGAAGUAGAUAGCACACAGAUCAAUAGUAAUUCAUAUAAUAAUAUUAACAAUAAUAAAAUGUAGUGAUUAAUAAUAUUCAGUAAAUGUUCAGUACACAAACUGAAUAAUAAUAUUCAAUUAAUGUUUUCUGAGUCAUUCCUAACUGUCAUUGUAUGUCAUGUUGUCACUUGCGGGUGGAGCACCAAGGCAAAUUCCUUGUAUGUGAAUACUUGGCCAAUAAACUUGUUACAAGAGAGGGA
Molecule: messenger RNA, 2269 nt
Organism: Leucoraja erinaceus (little skate)
Lineage: Eukaryota; Metazoa; Chordata; Chondrichthyes; Rajiformes; Rajidae
Gene: dctn2
Product: dynactin 2 (p50)
Biological process (GO): mitotic spindle organization
Cellular component (GO): dynactin complex; centrosome; cytoplasm
Source: RefSeq, a predicted model, not a curated record